AAACGCCCCCUCGGCUCUCCCCUGUCGGCUUUCCCGGAGCCGCGAGUCUGCCGCGCGCGCCUGCCAUUACUCAGAGCUUCCGUGGCUUUUCUCGCUGCGCCUGCGCGAUUCCGUCCCGCCCCACGCGCGGGCUCGCUUCCCGGUUGCCGCCCGACCCCAGGCCUGCGGUUCCCUGCCUUCGCCUUCCCGGUCCGGCCGGCAGCCAGCGGCUUGAGCACCAUGCUCUUCUAUUCCUUUUUCAAGUCCCUGGUGGGCAAGGAUGUGGUCGUGGAACUCAAGAAUGACCUGAGCAUCUGUGGAACCCUCCAUUCUGUGGAUCAGUACCUCAACAUCAAACUAACUGACAUCAGUGUUACAGAUCCUGAGAAAUAUCCUCACAUGUUAUCAGUGAAGAACUGCUUCAUCCGGGGCUCAGUGGUCCGCUAUGUGCAGCUGCCGGCAGAUGAGGUGGACACACAGUUGCUACAGGACGCAGCAAGGAAGGAGGCCCUGCAGCAGAAACAGUGAUGGUCCCUCCUCCCCUCCCUGUCCCUCUUCUGUUGGUGACCUUUCACCUCAAGUCGCAGCCCAGGACCCUUCCCUCCCGUAUUUGAGGGGUUUUUGUCUUUUUUUUUUUUUUUUCCUUUAAGGGAAGAGUGGAUGAGAAUAAUAGUGGGGAACAGCUAGCUCUCCUCUGUUGAGGAGGGGAGGAUAAGUAGGCUGGGGAACUGCAAAGCCUGCCUUGUCCUCAGCACCUGCCUUUCUCACCCCUUCCCAGGAUAUGGUGGGAGAAUCUCCUAGAUCUCUCCAGGGCAGCAUGUGAUUCAUUUUGGGGGUGGAAGGAAUCUGUCCCGCAUCGGGAAUAAACUUAUGAUACACAUUUGA
This is a messenger RNA of Leptonychotes weddellii (Weddell seal), 864 nucleotides long. RefSeq names its product LSM2 homolog, U6 small nuclear RNA and mRNA degradation associated (gene LSM2). Gene Ontology annotation, biological process: mRNA splicing, via spliceosome. Gene Ontology annotation, cellular component: precatalytic spliceosome; U4/U6 x U5 tri-snRNP complex; P-body. Gene Ontology annotation, molecular function: RNA binding. Lineage: Eukaryota; Metazoa; Chordata; Mammalia; Carnivora; Phocidae. The record is from RefSeq and is a predicted model, not a curated record.